AUGAGCGACAAGCUCAAAUCCAAGCUUUCGGCCAUCUUCCUCCCCAGAUCGACAUACACGGCCCCAAAUAUGUCGACGUCAGGUACCAGCCCACCGCAGGAGAAGCCCGCGCAGCCCGGCACCAUGGCGACGCCAUGCCGUACCCCUGUCAUCUUGGACGAUCGCAACGGCCGACUGAGAAAGCAGCAGACCCGGGAAAGUGAAGAUGCGCGUGACGAGCUGCUGGGGCAUGGUAUCAAGGUCCGAGAUUUCCAAGAAGAGGCCGAUGCGAAGACACAAGACACCAUGGUGAGGGAUCAAGCUCAGGGUCAGGCUCAGUCAGAUCAACCAGGCAGCCCAGACAAGCUUACGGAGACCAUGGAGGCAACUCAUUUGAAGAGUUGA
Capronia coronata CBS 617.96 is the source of this 384-nucleotide messenger RNA. RefSeq lists its product as uncharacterized. NCBI's taxonomy places the organism in Eukaryota, Fungi, Ascomycota, Eurotiomycetes, Chaetothyriales, Herpotrichiellaceae. The transcript has a single exon. The record is from RefSeq and is a predicted model, not a curated record. The coding region runs from base 1 to 384 and encodes 127 amino acids.